Molecule: messenger RNA, 2025 nt
Organism: Linderina pennispora
Lineage: Eukaryota; Fungi; Kickxellomycota; Kickxellomycetes; Kickxellales; Kickxellaceae
Exons: 1
Coding region: 93-1817 (574 amino acids)
Source: RefSeq, a predicted model, not a curated record
AAGCCCUGCGUGUCCCUUGACUGUAUUUGCCACAGCGAUAAUCGGCCCCUUGUCCAGCGACAUGCUGCUUCCCUUGGCAGCGCAUAAGCCUGAUGCGGGGCGGACAUUUGCGCUUAUCUUGGCGACGUGGAAGUCACCUCUUGGCCCGGUCAAACUCGAUGCGAAUCACAACAUAUUUAACCCCACUCCGUUUCUGCACGACGCCUGUCAGCAGGCGCCUUGCUUUGAGCAUCCCUUCCGCCUCCCCUUACCUCCACUGCUUCUUCAUUUAUACGCAUGCCAUGAUGCCAUCACCCAAGGACUCGUUUUUCGGCGUAGACAGCAAGCAAAGCGCGCACCCCUACGACGAACCCACACUAGGCACAGACGGAGCGAUGGGCCACGACUACAGGGAUAUGGCGGGACCAAGCAGAGAGCUCCCGCCAGCGUACACAGAACAUGACCCCCAGUCCCACGCUGCUGCGGCCGGGCCGCCGAUGCUUCCUCAGCGCAACACAGCCCCCCUGUUCUACAUGGCACCACCUGCGCCGCCCCACCGUGUAGCUACCAUGUCCCCGCUGGUGCCGCCUCUGCCGCAACGCUCCACAUCCACCCGCUCAAUGCCAGUGUCUAUCUCCCCGAGCAACACACCAGGGCCGACAUUGGCACCAUCCUCAACUCACAUCACCGAUGCGUGGUCGACGGUGCUGGACGGUACUGAAAUCGAGCUCAGGAGCCCCAAGGAGCUGCUGGCCACCCACGUGUUUGACUGUUCGCGGCCCAUCUUUAUCCACUCGACCUUGGAGUCGAGAGCCAACCUGACCAUUAUCGCAGACACAGAGCUGGCGAACCAGGACAGCGUCCGUGUGGUUGCCCACCUGGUAGGAAAGUCGUCGGGGAUCCAGGACAGAGUCAAUGUUGCUGUGCAAGUAAAUAAGAACGGCGAGUUCGACUUUUGGGUCAGCACCAGCGGGACGUUUUGGAGCAAACCGCCGCAGUGCCAGAUCACCGUGUACAUGCCGCCGACCGUGGUGCGUCCUCACCCAGGGAUCCGCGCUGAGACGCCGUGCGGACGCAUUGAGAUGACUGCAGUCAGCAAUAUCGAUUUUGAGUACCUUCGGCUCUACUCGAAUCUCUGUGAAAUCUCCCUGUCAAACAUCACCUGCCGGUCGGCGCUGCUGGUUACAGGCAGUGCCAAAAUCGAUGUGAGCAACUCCAAAAUCACCGAUGUCCUAAAGGCCCACACGGUGGCCGACACGCUGGCUUUUGAGAACCUGGCUGCCGGCACCAUAUUUGCCAUUACAACCAAGGGCGCUGUGUCGAUGACCAACAUCACUGCCGGCAGCAUCACCGCCGAGACAUCCAGCAGUAACAUCAAGACGCAGAACGUCAACGCCGGCACUGCCUUCUUCAAGACCAACGGGGCCACCAUUGAUGUCAACGGUAUCAAGGCCAAUUCGCUGCGCAUCGCCACCAGCGACUCGCGGAUUGAGGGCAAGUGGACAGUCAGGGACAUGCUCGAUAUCAGCACAACCAAGAGACGCAUCGAGGGAUCCGUCGAGCUGACCGAGCCCCACCUGCCGGUCAAGAUGAGAUUUAGCACCACCGAUGCCCGCAUCAACGUCACACUGCCUGGCAACAGCUUCCGCGGCAUCGUCGAUGCGCGGACCGUCGACUCGUCAGUGUCGGUUGAGGUGAAGAAGAAGAAGCUCCGGGUCGUGCCUGAGCUCCACAAGCUGGUCGACGACAAGCCCUACAAGCGGGUAAUGGUUGGCAGCGGCGUGCACGACUUUGCCGCAACCACCACAAACUCCAAGAUUGAUAUAAAGCUUGCUUGAGCACCUUGACCUCAUUACACACCUAAUAUGCCAGAACACUUGGCGGAUCUGCCCAGAAUGUACGUGCUUGGCAUUUGCUUGAUUUAUCUGCGCUCUGUGCAGCAACCCUCCACUGCCGCUCGUGUCAUGGACAGGCGGAUGCUUGGCAUCCACCACAGGACAAUAAAUCGGGCAGCCGCCCACAUCACCUCUCCUCUACUGACCCCCA